Molecule: messenger RNA, 1056 nt
Organism: Aedes aegypti (yellow fever mosquito)
Lineage: Eukaryota; Metazoa; Arthropoda; Insecta; Diptera; Culicidae
Gene: Pex2
Product: peroxisome biogenesis factor 2
Exons: 4
Coding region: 115-945 (276 amino acids)
Biological process (GO): protein import into peroxisome matrix
Cellular component (GO): peroxisomal membrane
Molecular function (GO): zinc ion binding
Source: RefSeq, a predicted model, not a curated record
UUGCGAGCUCACAAAAGCUAUGAUGAAAACAAAAGUGCAAAAACAAAGUUAAGUGUCUUGUAAUUUUUCAAUUUUUUAGAAUAAAUUAGUGAAAUUUGAGUUAUUAAACGCAAAAUGAAAACUAACUUUGUACCUAGAGUCAAUCAACUUGACUCCAUUCAGUUGGAUAACGAAAUCGUCAACAUCCUCAAGGAGCAAGUUUACAGCAUUUUACGGAAUCUUCCGCCUGGCCUUCUGAGCCGCUUCCAGCCGGAAAUCAACCUACUUACGAACUCUGCCCUGUGGAAUUUCUCCAUCCGGAAGUCGUUUGCUACUUUCGGCCAGCAAAUGCUUUCGAUUAGUUACGAGAAAGAACAGCUCGGUUCCGGAAAGCUGAAAGCCCACUACGCUUUGACCGUAGCCUUGGCUUAUCUGAAGGAACUGAUUCAGUUCCGGUUGACGGGUGUUACCUUCCUACAGCGGAUGAUUACGAUUGUGGAAAACUGCUUGACUUGUUUGAACUUUAUUAAUUUCUUCCGGUUCUUGCGGACUGGCCGGAAACCUUCCCUAGUGGAUUUCAUUCUUCGGCUGGAUCACCGGUCAAUCGAUGGAGCCAAGCGGAGAACCAUUGGCUAUUCGUACAUGACGAGGGAACUGAUUUGGGCGGGAUUUAUGGAACUGCUGGGAUUCACCAUUCCAAUUGUUAACUAUCAUGCCUUAAAGCGUCGGUUGAGGAAUAUGCUGAAAUUGGAAAGCGGAUCACGGGAAGCGAAAAAGAUUGAGCUCGAAACCGGCAGUAGAUGCGUUUACUGCAACGAAAGAGUAACGCUGCCACAUCAUAUGGGAUGUGGGCAUGUUUUUUGCUACUACUGCCUUCAGGGCAACUUGCUGGCGGAUUCCGGAUUUCAGUGCAACGUUUGUGACUUCAAAAGUGGCAUUUUUGAGAGAGUCGUUACUGCAGGAUAGAAUUAAAUUAGGUUCAUAAUUAUUUUCAAUUAUACAGGGCAGGUUACCUUUGAAUGUUGUUGAUGUAGUUUGUAGGUUGAGGCAAUAGAUUUUUUACAUUUUUAAAUUUUA